AUGAACCGCGGCGAACCCCCAGACGACCUAUCUAAGAUUAGGGGGGAGAUCCUCAAUAGUGAUGACCCUUUCACUCUUCCACGGACUGAUACAUGUACCGAAUGCUCAUACGGGAAAGUUGACUCCUGGGUCUGGAACCUGGGGGGUUGCUCCGAGAAAUCCUUUCUUUCACGUCCACUCAGGGGGGUGCGGACACACCUGCGCGGAUUACAGGUGACAGUUACAAGAAUGGUGGGGAAGUUAACAGUACCCGACGACAUUCAGGGAUGGAUACCGCUCAAAGUAGUUCUACCUAUAGAAAGGAUCAUGAAAGAGGCGAUUAGAAUGGUACUCGAAUCCAUUUACGAUCCCGAGUUUCCAGACACAUCGCACUUCCGCUCGGGUCGAGGCUGCCACUCGACCCUAAGACGGAUCAAAGAAGAGUGGGGAACCUCUCGCUGGUUUUUGGAAUUCGACAUCAGGAAGUGUUUUCACACCAUCGACCGACAUCGACUCAUCCCCAUCUUUAAGGAAGAGAUCGGCGACCCCAAGUUCUUUUACCCCAUUUAG
Lactuca saligna is the source of this 549-nucleotide messenger RNA. NCBI's taxonomy places the organism in Eukaryota, Viridiplantae, Streptophyta, Magnoliopsida, Asterales, Asteraceae. The record is from the annotation of a GenBank genome assembly.